Molecule: messenger RNA, 4710 nt
Organism: Tuber aestivum (summer truffle)
Lineage: Eukaryota; Fungi; Ascomycota; Pezizomycetes; Pezizales; Tuberaceae
Source: the annotation of a GenBank genome assembly
CCUCUAUGCAAGUAAAUGUGCAGGCCAAGGAACAGGCAUGGUGACAGGUAAGUGACUUAAGAGUUUGAAUGUUGAUACCUAUAUGCACUUUCUAUGAAUAAACCUCUCGCCCCGUAUUUACGAGGCUUAACCAUUCUUCCGGCAAAACCUUAUGCUCAGGGGAUUCCUAAUUGCAAUAGCUAUUUCAUGUCAUGAUAUUCAUAAAUAGAUGUACUUGUAGGUAUUAUGUCUACAGGGGAUGAUCUGUGCAAUCCACCCGGCCAGCUACAGCUCCAAUUCCCACAGCACGAUUGUGUAGGAAUCUCAAAAGCAAGGGCCAGAAUAUCGACAUCUAACCUACAGAUUUUCUUGCCCCUUCCCCGAUCCUCCAGGCCCUGCACUGUCCUCAUCGCCCGUUCCUCUUGUAGCGAAAGAGGACGCAACAAAGCCUUCAUCUCCAAUUGUUUUUGGAGAAGGAAAAUCUGGGUCCCGCCCGUAUGCAAUUCUCGCAGCAUCGACUAGAACCCUCGCCGUCAUCCCCCAGAUUUUGUAUCGCAAAAGCCUGGCACCGCUCCAGACUGGCGCUUGGAAUUCAUUAUUCCUAUAUUGUGAUACACGUCAAAUUAAGAUCUCGUUGCGGCGAAUAGAUAGUUGGGAUGUAAGCCUACUUCCACUUCUUCCCACCCCAACUAAACCAGUCCCCAGUAUACCAUGGAACGUCGUCCCACUUUUUUGUUGCACCAUCAUCAUCGUAGUCAUUCAUUAGAAAGCGUUCUAGCGGAACAGUGAAAACACUGGCAACCUCCUUAGGAUUAAGUUCCGGCAUGAGGCUAUCGUUGACAUCCGCUGUUUGACCUUUGGUAAUGUCACGCAGAAAUGCUACGCACGGCCUCACACUGAUGUUUGUGCCCGCUAAGAAUAGUGGUAGCUCUGUCAAGUGCUCUACAGAAAACAGCGAGGGAAACGGAUGCGAAUGUAGCGGGAGGCCGAUCUCCUCAUAAGCUUCUCUCCGGGCAGUUUGCACCGGUGUUUCGUCCGGGUGGUCGCUUCUCCCUAUAAGCGCGAUUAGUAAUAAUUAUCUGGAGGGGUAUAAGGCCGGGGACAGCUGUAUGACAGCUCCUACCUCCAGGUAAAGCAACUUGACCUGCGAAUGUGCGGAGUGAUGCGCUACGAACCGUUAAGGCUACGCACAAAUUGCCAGCUCUGUCCGCAAAUAGUAGUAACAGUACUGCUGCCCGACAGUGCAUGGGAAGGGAAGAAUAUAUGGUUGGCGGAGGGACAUAUGUCCGUAGCCGGUCAAGAGCUUUCUGGGGCCGGGUUAGUUGGGAAUCUUAGUUGGAGCCUGGGGCAAAGUACUGUUGAGUUGGGCGAUAGUGGUGACAUUUUAUAUAUAUAUUGCCACUAGUCUUUGAUUCCGUUGUAGCUUGUACGAGUACUUCGAGGAAUUAUAGUGCGGGUAGGGUAGUCUAGAAGUAUCGUUAUCGCGGUUGAAGCUUAGCAACCGGAAUGGUGGAGAAAUGAGCUAUUAUGUGACUGAGCCGAGGCACGGCAAAUGCUCACACAGCAUCAACCAGCACAGUACUGUACUCGAGUACUGUACCCGGCGGGGGCAAGAGGGGGAUGUCUGAAAGAAAGUCAAGAGCUAUCGAAUUUAAUUUAUCGGGUUUCAUAUUAUGUUAAGGACAUCGGUUCCCGGGGUUAUCUAGGCCGUUUUCCUACAUUUUUCUUGUUGGUGGUUGGGGUGAGGCUCAAGUUUGUCGAGAUUUCCGACGCGUCUGCCCGAACUUUGCGCCAAAACCUCGACAAUCCACGCGACAAAAAAAAUGGAGUCAACUCCGCCAGAAGAAGUUUACAUUGACGAAUUCGAUCCCAAGGAGCACCAGGUAUUACCUCCCAAUAUACUGCCAUUAAUGCUCAUCUAGCUUACAGGUUGUGUGUUAGGGAUGUUACAUUUUCACCCUGGACGGCGAAGAGGAUAGACCGACAAAGCGCCGGAAGACUAAAGGCAAACAACGUGCUACGGAGAAAGCAGCUGUAGAGGAGGAGAAAUGUCUUUUCCCUGUGCUGUUAGAUGGUAAAGAGACGGAGAGUACUCUAAAGCUUAGAUACCGGACGUACUGUAAACUUUGGGAGGCGCAAGAAAAGAGAACGAAGGUGAGGUUAUGAGGGAUAGCAGCGUUUGGCUACAUGUGCUGAUAGAGAUACAGGCUAUUCUAGAUUCUUUCAACAGCAAGACUCUGGGUGACGUUUCAGCUUUUGUAAAGGAUGCUGCACCAGAGAAGUAAUUCAGAAUGCCUUUGUUCGGGAACCGCAUGUUUACGGUCCAAUAGAUUCGAAGGGAAGAUCCCCACAGCGCUUGUCCUCGCCGGUCCAAACAUUGCGUCGCAUGAACUGCUAUUCGAACAGCUAGCUCAGCGCAUACGGAAUCAGGAUAGGACCGGACCGGUUGUGGUCCUGACCUCUAAAGAUGCUACCAGCCUGAAGACCACUCUUAGGAAAUUGAUUAGGGAUGCUACACAGCAGGACGAAGGCGUAGAUGAUGAAGAGGAUAUUGCUCGCAAGGUUGGUGGGGUGGAUGAAGAUCCCCAGAGGAGCUCCCUUCUAACCCGGUCGCAGAGCACGAAAUUACUCAACUAUGAUUUACAAAUUUUACAGACUUGGUGUCGAUCUCACGCUGGCCAGAAGGUCACCAUUGCGAUACAGGAUUCCGAAGCCUUUGAUAGCAAUGUUCUCUCCGAUUUGAUCACACUUUUUGGUUCAUAUCUGGAUCGCAUACCAUUUGUGCUUCUGGUCGGUAUCGCGACCUCCGUGGAGAUAUUUCAUGAUAAGCUUCCGAAAUCGACGAUUCGUCUGAUGAGGGGAAAUAAGUUUGACGUCGAACGGGCCGAGGAGUGCCUUGCCCAGAUAUUUAACGACUCAAUAACAAGCGAUAAAGCUGUUCUUAGGCUCGGGGCGUCUGUCUGUGAUUUCCUCCUUGAACGAUAUAGGGACCACACUCAGAGUAUACAAACCUUUGUGGGGGCGUUGAAGGUAACCCUCCCCUGAAAUAUAUGAUAGAUCCCCUGAUGACAGUUGAAAGUAUGCCUAUAUGUCUCACUUCUACGCCAACCCUCUAAGCAUUAUCCUUGGGUUUAUUGAUAAUCCCGAUGGCCUUGGGGAGGUACUAUCCACUGAGCAUGUGGAGGCAAUCAGAAACGUUCCGUCUUUCAGGAGAUAUGUAGAAGGCAAGUUGGCCGCAAAGGAAGUCGGUGAGGUCCGCAAGCUACUUGCCGAUGACAAUUAUGUUCGCCACACUGUUGCCGAAAAAAUUCUAGAAUCGCGAAAUUACGGUAUCGAGCUAGGCCAGGCAUUGGCAUUCUUGGAGAUUGGACGCAGCUGUACACUGGCCCAGAACAAAACCCCACGUUACGAACUUUAUGCGAAAGCUCUUUCCGGAGAGCUUCAAACUGGUCCUUCCAUCAGAGAAUUUCUGAUGUCUUUGAAGCGAAUGAGCUCUACCGCUCUACUCAACCUCCUCGAAAAUGUCAUGCAAGAGGUCCCAAUACCGGCUAUCACUGAGCCUCUGAAACCCUUGCAGGAAAAGAUAAAAAAGCUGGUCGAGGAAGCAGCGGCUUCUGGAGGGAAAAAAACCCUGAUCAGCGAGUUUGACAUCACGAAUAAUACUUUGCGGGGAACCGCCGUCUCGAAGAAAGUCCGACUUGGCGAGCAAAAGUCUUCGUUGACCAAGCAGGAUACUGAGUAUUCGGCAUUGGUCCAGCAGGUCUAUGCUAUCGCCGAAUCAUACCUCACGGUCAAUUUCAACUCCAGUCAGCACGGCCUGCAAAAUGUGCUCCUACACGAGAUCUUCUUUUACGACUUGAGGUCUCCACAUAGUGCUGUUGGCCCCCCUUUCCCUAUCCUCUAUUGAUAGCUGCUGACAGCUGGCAGGUCUUCGCGCCAAAGCCCCGCUCCACAAUUGAGCGCGGGUUGUCUCGGCCACAAGACUACCUCGACUGUUCGUGCUGUACCUCUGGCGACGGGGAGGAGGUCGGUAUCAGGGGAACCCAACCCCCUGCCAGCAUCAUAUACCAAUUAUACCUGGAGUCUGGCGCGCUGAUCAAUAUAUACGAUCUCUGGAGCGCUUUUUACUCCGUUAUUGCCGGCGAUGAAGAGGAAUUCGAUGCACAGACUGCUCAGUAUUCUCCCCACUUCUGCCUCUGCUCCGCUUUAGGUCACUGACAUUGGUAUGAAGGGCACUGUUCUACAGAUCGCUCGCGGAAAUGCGCUUCUUGGGCUUCGUGAAGCAUACGAAGAAGAAGACGGAUCAUAUUGCGAAAUUGGCUUGGAAGGGGAUUUGAUCUUAUUCUCGCUUUUAAUUGUGCAUCCCUUACCUUAGUUCUUCUCCUUCUUCCCUUUUUUUCCCCUUCGGACCAAAUUUCUUCAUUUGUUACCUUUAUGAUUGGCUGGAUAGAUUGGUAUUCUUUUGUGUGUAUUCAUAAGUUGAAUUUUAUGUGUUGAAUUUGGCCGGUGCUAGUGAGAGUGUCAUAACAUGAUAAACACCGGUGGCGGGAUUGCCGGAGGCUACUAUACCCGCCUACAUAUACGACCGAGCGCCGAAAACACAUACAGUAAAAAAUAUCAUACUAGCGCCUCCUCCCCUCCCCCAGUAAACCGCAGGACAAUAUUAUAGCAGAGCACCAACAACCAGCUCCACCCACACCAGCAAGUACACUCUCCCUCCCUUCCCCCCAU